AGACCCAUCAAUGGGGAUCUCCGACCGCAGUCUAGAUCUUACUUUCUUCCCUGAAGCACAAUUCGGUUCUGAAUCCAAACCAAUUUGAAAAAGGGGGUGGUGACAUUUCCAGUGGAAAGUGCAAAGUGCGUGAUCUCUAUAAAGAUGAAGUUACUGAUUUUAUCAGCGCUCCUAGCUUCGGCCUGCGCUUUUCCGCAGCGCAACAAUGACUACGACCAUCACCAACAGCAUCAACAGCAACACCAACCACAACAGCAACAACAGCACCAACACCAGCAAAACAUCGAAAAGCGCACUCAAGAGACCACCACUUGGAUUCCGAUUCUGAAAUACAACAAGGAACAGGGCGAAGAUGGCAGCUAUAAAACCGAGUAUCAAACCGGUAACAACAUUGUCCACGAAGAAUCCGGCUACCUUAAGGACUUCUCUGAUGCCCACCCGAACGGAGUGCUCGUUCAGCAGGGUGCCUACUCGUACGAAGCUCCCGACGGACAGAUCAUCCACGUGCAGUACACCGCCGACGAGAAGGGAUUCCGUGUGACCGGAGACCAUCUGCCAACCGAACCACCAAUCCCGGAAGGUAUCCGCAAGGGUCUGGAGGAGAUCUACGCCGGAAUCAAGCGUCGCGAGCAGGAAGCCAAGUCUAACCCGAAGUACGCGGAAACGGCUGCUCAGCGAGCGGAACUUGACUACAACGGCCAAUACUACCAUCAGUGAGCGCGGAACGCGGCGGCGAGACUUAGGAUAUUCGUGUGUGUAUUUAUAUUAGGAUAAACCGAAGCGCUGACAUCAGGCUUCCUAGCUUAAUGAUGAUAUCUUUGUUGAACCUGAACUUCUUGCUAUGGCUCGCGGUAUCAAAUGAUGGCUGCGAGAACGACUUAUCUGAAAAGAAGACUGUGAUUUCCUUUCUCUAGCGUUUAGCGUAAACGCAAAGAAUGGCUUAUCCACAAGCGAUGGAAUAAACUUUACUUUAUUAUUGAAA
Aedes aegypti (yellow fever mosquito) is the source of this 982-nucleotide messenger RNA. It is a transcript of the gene Cpr49Ah, whose product is annotated as endocuticle structural glycoprotein SgAbd-2. Gene Ontology annotation, molecular function: structural constituent of chitin-based larval cuticle. The record is from RefSeq and is a predicted model, not a curated record. The coding region runs from base 145 to 717 and encodes 190 amino acids. Gene Ontology annotation, cellular component: chitin-based extracellular matrix. NCBI's taxonomy places the organism in Eukaryota, Metazoa, Arthropoda, Insecta, Diptera, Culicidae. The transcript has 3 exons.